GUCCGACAAGCGGAUAGAGGAGAGCUGGUGCGCACAAACAGGCUCCACUUUUACGCAUCAGUGCUUUAUGUAGGUGUCAAAGCAGAAGAGAUCCAAUUUUCUUCACGGGAAGGACAAUGUUGCACUUGGAAUUUAUAUAGAUAAUACCAUCAGUGUCUUUAAAAAAAAUACAGUAUAUAUACCUAUUUCAGUUUUAAGCGCCAUCCAGAGUGAAGCAUACAUCACCGGAGAGGGUGUGCGUGUGGAACAAGUGAACACAGAAAAGUUUCCGUCAUGGGAGCGCAUGGAUGGAGCUCAGCGCGUCUUGGGUUUGUCGUUUUUGGAUAUUUAGCGUUUUUCUGCGGGGUGAUUGUUCCACAGGCUGAAGCGGGCUGCAGGGAGAGGGACAACCCAAACUGCUGCACCGGCCGAAACAACGAAUGUUUUGAAUACACCAAGAGAAAAACAGUGUGCUACUGUGAUACCUACUGUCAGAAAACUGGAGAUUGCUGCGAGGAUUAUCAGCGUGUGUGCCAAAUAUCUGCAGCCAUUGACUGUGUGGUGGGAUCAUGGGGUCCCUGGUCAUCAUGCACGUCUCCGUGUGGGGUCGGCAGCACCGAAAGGAGUCGCCAAGUGUCUGUUCCUCCAAGAAACGGAGGUACGCCCUGUCCUGACCUCAAACAGCGUCGAGGAUGCUUUGGAAACAACGCAAUAUGCAGCACUGCGAAAGAGGUGGCAAAGAUCCUUCCUGAUUCUUUCAAGAGGAACUUCAAGGACCCUUGGAGGCGACCACACAUGCUGAUGAAGGAGGAGAAGGCCAGUUACUGUGUGUACCUGCGGAUGAAACAGGCCAGUGCAGCGUGUAAGCUCAAACUGUGGAGUGCUCAGCUGGUGAGAGAAAGGCUGGUCUGUGCAGAGUGUCAGAGUGAUGCCAUGUCAAAAUCAGACCGCUGUGGAGGAGACGGCCUGGAGAGCACCAGAACGUUCUGGGCAGCAGCUUCAGUCCCGGGCUGUCAUGGUUCCUGGGUGCGGGAGUCUUCUUCUGAAGGCUGCCGAUGUCCUCCCUACUCUGUGCUCUUUGUGUGAGCCGCCACACAACCACCAGAUAUCUGUAUGCAGGGACGAGAUUGCCCUCAACAACUCCUGCUAAACUGCCAGCCAAGUCAGACCCUUCCGAUCCAAAUUACUGGAUGGGUAACUCAAGGAGAUCAGCAGCAUCCUGCCACUUUUUCCUUUCACCUCAUACUCAGUACUGUAUACACUAUUAAUAAGCACACAGAAAUUCUUGCAUUUAACUUCAGAAUUUACAGCCACGUUAUGUACUUUUUCUCCUCCAAAGCACAGCAACAUCUAUAUGCCUUUUUACCUCUGAAUCUUUGCUAUCUACCUCCAUCAAUGCAAGUGCAUUUGAUAAUGCAUAAUGUAUAAAUAUAUAAAUAUAUUAUUUUGCUUUAUACAUUUUCUACUUUUGAUUGUUAUGUGUAAUGCAUUUGUGUCUAUAUAGCUACACUUUUUUGUAUCCAACAGUUUAACACCAAACAGCAGUUGCUGCACCCAGUUUAAGCCCCAAUCCAAAGGGUCCUAAAUCACCAGUGGGUUGGAGAUGCUAAAAAACUGGUCCAUCCAAAUUGUACCCAUUGCUAGAAUCCCUGAGUCAAAAAUAUUUAUGUCUUACAGUUUUGUCCUCAUUAAGAUUUCUUCUCAUCUAAAACAUUUUACCAGCAAGUCAAGUCAAAUAUCAGGUAUGAUCAGUUGAUUCUCAGGUGCUUAGAUUUGUGUCUUUGUGCAUUAAGGUCCCUCUUUCAUGUCUGCCCCUUCUGAUGGUCAGUCACUGAUUGUUUUAGUAGUUUAAAGUGACUCAUAUCUAAAAUAUAUCCCAUCUGUUUAGAGCUAAUAUUGUUGGAGAGGAAAGAGCCAUUUAAGAGAAUUUCAGUGUGGUUCUCUAUGUCCUCUGUGUCCAAGACAAGGAAUUUCCUCAUAACUAUGUUUUCUCUUACUCCCUGCUGAGAAAUCCUGUUACCUUGACAAGGGAGUUUUAUCAGCAAAGUAUCAUCCAAUAUAACCAUCGCAGGCAGCCAUGUUACUCCCAUUUUAUUAAUUAACUGAACCUCCUCCCAGCACUCCCCUGAGCUUCUUGGAAAGAUAUGUGUCUGCCCUCUGACCGGCACUUCUUUCUCCUCUCUCUCUCUCUGUCUAUGUGUUUUCUUUAGAAGAAACACCAGAUUAACUACAGUGUUACAUUCUUGACUUAAACAACAGGCUCAUUUUAUGCCUUCCUACAUCUUUCAUACUGCUGGUUUAAGAAGAGGACAAUUGUACCAGAAAAUGUCUUUUCUUUGUGGAAAGCUGUGACUUUCUCUUUCUCUCCCCCUGUCUGUGUCUGUGUUUGUGUGUUUAUUUAUUAUAAAACAAGUGAUGAUUUUAUUAGUGCAGCACGGCAUACUCUGUACACUGUCCAUUAGUGAAAAUAAACAACUAUACAGUCA
This is a messenger RNA of Thunnus maccoyii (southern bluefin tuna), 2465 nucleotides long. RefSeq names its product somatomedin-B and thrombospondin type-1 domain-containing protein. The record is from RefSeq and is a predicted model, not a curated record. Bases 274 to 1065 code for a protein of 263 amino acids. The transcript has 5 exons. NCBI's taxonomy places the organism in Eukaryota, Metazoa, Chordata, Actinopteri, Scombriformes, Scombridae.